CUUAUCCGGGAACUACCUCAUUCCACGCAAUUGGCUCCUCUAGUCACAUGGUUAAACUAACUUUACGGGGUCGCUUGCUAGUAGGAGGGCUUUAUGGAGCAGAAAAACGACAAAGCGAGAAAAAUUAUUUUCCACUCCAGAAAUUAAUGAUCAUGAGCUCGUAUUUGAUGGACUCUAACUACAUCGAUCCGAAAUUUCCUCCAUGCGAGGAAUACUCGCAAAAUAACUAUAUCCCUGACCACAGCCCUGAGUAUUAUAGCCGGACUAGGGACCCGGGAUAUCAGCAUCAUCACCAGGAAUUGUACCCUCCACGGCCAAGCUACCCGGAGCGCCAGUACAGCUGUGCAAGCAUCCCUGAUCCUGAGAACCCUUCGACGCACCAAAGAGGACAUGCUGGACACCCCCAGCCUGGGCAUCUCCUUGUUGGGAAACUGCAGGCAGCAUCCUGUGAGGCAGCCCCACUACCCAACUCCCCGUCCACCCCGCCGCCUUUGCCCCCCGCCUGCAACCAGCCCAAUUCGGAGCAUCCAGGCAGUGCUGCCGCCGCCAAGCAGCCCGUAGUUUAUCCCUGGAUGAAGAAAAUCCACGUCAGUACCGUGAAUCCGAAUUACAAUGGAGCGGAGCCCAAGCGAUCUAGAACUGCGUACACCAGACAGCAGGUUUUAGAACUGGAAAAGGAAUUCCACUAUAACCGGUAUCUAACGCGACGCAGAAGGAUCGAGAUCGCCCAUUCCUUGGUCCUCUCCGAGAGGCAAAUCAAAAUCUGGUUUCAGAACAGGAGGAUGAAAUGGAAGAAAGACCACAGGCUCCCCAACACCAAAGUCAGAUCUUCAGCCACAUCGGGUACAACGGUUUCGUCUGCGGCCGCCGCCGCCGCCGCCGCCGCCGCGACGGUGGCUGGCGUGUCAGCCUCGGAAGAACUCUCACGGGUCUCGGCUUCCGACCAUGGAGAUGAUAUCACCCGGUUAUAAACACCAAGCUGCGCCAUUGGAAAAGGAAAUGACUGAUUAUUUAUAAAAGCAUAAUAUAUAUUUUGGUCCUUCGUAGUUUUCUUGUGCGUAAAAAAUAAAGAAGAAACGCGAGGUCUUCUCAAAAAGCCCAGAGAAAUCAGAAAAUGCAUGAUACAGAUGAGCAUGGAAUGAUGCGAAAAUCUUCAGAUUUUUUACGCUAUUUCAGGGUUUAAUUUAUUUUUGACAAAAAAAAAAAUCAUAUUGUGAAAGAGACUAUAAAUUCUGUGGGAUUAUUGCAGGCAUUUACGCUUGCUCUGCCUAUGAAAUGCACAAUGUAGUGUUUUAUUUUAAUCUAUUCUUAAUUUAUUUUUUAUUUUGAUAAUGUCAGUGAACAAACUUCUUCCUGUCUUUCUCUUUCCUUCCCCGUUCCAUACCCCGUUAUUUUUUUCAUUUUCAUUCUCGUUCCCUUUUUAAUGUGAACAAAUAUUAGACAAAUUAAAAUGUCUGAUUCUUCUUAACGUAAUUGUUUCAGUUCUUAAUAAUAUACUGUGAUUUAUUUAGCAUAAAAGAUAUCUAGAUAGCUUUGUGGUGAUAAAAAAAAAAAUGUGUUUAGACUGAUUUUACACUUUCAUUGUGAAAUGCAAUAAACGAAGAUUAGUGUAUUUGUGAUAUCCAUAGUGGUCAAUAAAACAGUGAGUGUUUAUUCA
Polypterus senegalus (gray bichir) is the source of this 1657-nucleotide messenger RNA. RefSeq names its product homeobox C4a (gene hoxc4a). Bases 48 to 971 code for a protein of 307 amino acids. Gene Ontology annotation, cellular component: nucleus. The record is from RefSeq and is a predicted model, not a curated record. NCBI's taxonomy places the organism in Eukaryota, Metazoa, Chordata, Cladistia, Polypteriformes, Polypteridae. Gene Ontology annotation, biological process: regulation of transcription by RNA polymerase II; embryonic skeletal system morphogenesis; anterior/posterior pattern specification. Gene Ontology annotation, molecular function: DNA-binding transcription factor activity, RNA polymerase II-specific; RNA polymerase II cis-regulatory region sequence-specific DNA binding. The transcript has 2 exons.